Molecule: messenger RNA, 1590 nt
Organism: Lepus europaeus (European hare)
Lineage: Eukaryota; Metazoa; Chordata; Mammalia; Lagomorpha; Leporidae
Product: endogenous retrovirus group K member 7 Env polyprotein-like
Exons: 2
Coding region: 107-1021 (304 amino acids)
Molecular function (GO): structural molecule activity
Source: RefSeq, a predicted model, not a curated record
UGCCCGCUCAGGGGCGGGGUGAAGGCCAGCGGGUCACCUCCGGGGCCAGUGGGUGGACCGCUCCCUAGCCCCCUCCCGGGGCACGGUGGGGGUCUCUGGCAGGCGAAUGGCCCAGGACUCCUGGACAGGGUCAGACCCGCUCAUCGGAGCCCCCCACCCCUGGUGCCGAAACCCGGGAACUCGAACCAGACGCGUAACAUUGCACGACUGGAGAGGUAAGAUCCAGAACUUCACACGGGAGACGGGUCGACGUCGAGGAAGGGAACGACCAGACCCGAUCUGGAUUCCAGAAAGACUGACAAGGAGAGUGACAGAUAAGAAAGAAGAGGAAUUUCCUCUAGCAGUCUUGUUUCGACAGCCACGGGACUUUGGGAUUAUAGCCAUUGUAACGGCAAUUGUCGCCUCUGCCGCAGCGGCUGUUACGGCGGGAGUGGCCAUGGCCUCCACUGUCCAAACUGUGCAGACUAUUAAUGACGUCGUAAAAAGAACAUCAGACGCUCUAUUUGUCCAGGAACGCAUAAAUGAUCAUCUGGCUUCGGGGGUGCUACUAUUAAAUAAACGCAUGGACUUGCUGCAAGCAGCUAUGGAAGAUCUUUUUGAAGUCACCAGCCUAGGUUGCGUUCAGAGACUGCACCAUAUGUGUGUUACGCCAUAUCCGGCCUCUCUGAAUGAGUCAAGAAAACUUGGGUCUUAUCUAUCAGGGAACUGGUCUAUGGAAUUUGGGGAACUUCAGCAAAAUCUUACUAUCAUGAUUUUGCAGCUGAAUGAAACUAGAGCAUCUGUUGUCACUCUGAAAGGGUUUUCUGAUUAUAUAUUACAGGGGUUACAAUGGUUCAAAGAAUGGGUGGGGGUUGGAUUGUUCGGAGCUGUAUUACUAUUAGGGCUAUUGUGUACUCUUUUUGUUCUUUUCCGAUUAGUACGCAGCCGCAAGCGCGAAAAAAUUGCUCUCCUGCAAGCAAUGGCCGCAAUUGAGGCAGGCAGUUCCCCCGCGGUUUGGCUCAGCUUGUUUGAAGAAGCUUAAAAGAAUGUCCUUGCACUCAGGGGCCAUAGUGCCAUUGCACCUGAUAGGAAUUCUUUUCAUCUGGGAUAUUGCCUUAGCACUCCGAGAGCUUUUGCUCAUUGCACCGGAAUAGGAGUAUCCCUGAGCACAGGCGCCCCUUGAUCGGCCAGCACAUCAUGAGGUGAAGGCCUGAUCGGGGAUAAGACCUCAUUUGCUGUAAAAAACAAAAAGGGGGAACUGUGGCAGGGUGCCUACGUGCUGGAGUAAAGGUUGCUUGCAUGCCUACGUGCUGGAGUAAAGGUUGCUUGUGUGCUCUUCCAACAGCCUUAGAUAAGUGUCUGUGCGAAGGCACUAAUGUUUAACAGGGCCAGUUUCUGCGCUCCUGGUAAGGCUUGUUUAUUCUGAAGCUCCCUGCUUUUGUGGGUUUGUAUUGUGCUGCUCUUUCGCCAUGUUUAGACUUAAGAUAAUGUUUAACUAUGUACUGGGACAGGGGAUGGGUACAUAAGCAGUGGAAGAAAUGUGUUUAGCGCCUCUCCGCCUACAUCUGUAUUGACAACCGAGUGGCGUCUCAAUAAACCGUGAUCGAAGAA